Messenger RNA from Saccharomyces eubayanus, 600 nucleotides. RefSeq names its product Tvp23p (gene TVP23). The coding region runs from base 1 to 600 and encodes 199 amino acids. The transcript has a single exon. The record is from RefSeq and is a predicted model, not a curated record. Gene Ontology annotation, cellular component: Golgi membrane. Gene Ontology annotation, biological process: protein secretion; vesicle-mediated transport. Lineage: Eukaryota; Fungi; Ascomycota; Saccharomycetes; Saccharomycetales; Saccharomycetaceae.
AUGGACCAAGCAAAGAACUUCUAUAACACGAUUUUAAAGUCGUCGCACCCGUUGCUACUAUCAUUCCACUUGGCAGGUAAGGCCGUACCUAUAGUCUUUUAUAUCAUAGGUUCAAUGUUUCUGAAUUUUACACCUCAAUUCAUCACCGUCGUGCUUUUACUUUCGUUUGAUUUUUACUUGACCAAAAACAUUACCGGCAGGAAACUGGUUCAACUACGUUGGUGGUAUGAUUCUACAGACGUAAACAAAAAUUCUAGCUUCACUUUUGAAUCAUAUAAGCAGUAUGCGCCUGGCCCACCGAUAAAUGCCAUCGAUUCCAAAUUAUUCUGGUGGUCAAUGUAUUUGACACCUAUAAUUUGGGGUAUCUUUGCCAUUUUGUGUCUUCUAAGAUUAAAGAUUUUUUACUUAGUUUUAGUCAUCGUGGCAGUGUGUUUGACCGCUUGGAACACAUAUGGGUUCCGUUGUUGCGAUAAAUGGGAACCUGCUAAUGGACAGUCCGGCGAUGAGGACGCAAAUUCCUGGUUCCCUAUGCCUUCUCUUCCAGGAUUCGAAAAUCUUUCAAGGCUGGCCAAUAUCCAGUCAUUUUUCCAAAGACAAUAA